UGGGGGAGAGAAGGAGGAGGAGGAGGUCUGGCCGGGUUAAAGACGAUAGCGGUGAGAAUCGCCGGCGGUGGUGGUGGAGGAGGUGGAGGAGGAGGAGGGGGAGGAGGGGGGAGGAGGAGGAAGAAGAUCAGGAGAUCGGCGAAGAAGAAGGUGAGGAAAGCGGGGGACAAGUUGAUGGAGUGGUGGCGCAAGAUGGUCUUCCCCGUCCGACGUGUUUGGUUCUCCGUCUCCGCUCGCCUCAAAGCUCGCAACCACGGUGCAGGACAUAUGAAGCUAGAGGAUGAUGUACAGACCUGCGAAUACCAAGACGUGCAGGUGAUGUGGGAGAUGCUGAAGAGGUCGGAAACGGAGCUGAUGGCCAACCAUCCCAAGCGCAAGGUGCACCGGCCUUUCUGGAGGGUUCUUGUGUGGUCGAACCACAGUGCGCCUGCAUCCCUAGCCGCCGACCAUGCUUGAUAAGAGAACUCCAAAUGGGUGUGCCUAGCUGGGAUUCAGUGACUCCCUAGUAAUACUAUCCUCCAACUAUAAGGAAAAAAACAAAAAAAAGAUCCGCACCAUAAAAUUGGGUGACCAUUGCAGUAGCAUGGUAUAGAGAGCUAUUGCAACUGUGUUGAGAACGAGAACUGAGUGAACUACAGACGAUGCUAUCGAAUACAUGUCCUUUACUGUUGUGUAAAAAUAGUGACGCCAAACGACGAAAAGUCAUGUAAAUACGUUUUGCUUUCGUCACAUACCCAUCGUAGAAGAUGCAAACUUCCCACCUUAAA
Syzygium oleosum is the source of this 767-nucleotide messenger RNA. RefSeq lists its product as uncharacterized. NCBI's taxonomy places the organism in Eukaryota, Viridiplantae, Streptophyta, Magnoliopsida, Myrtales, Myrtaceae. The transcript is spliced from 2 exons. The coding region runs from base 175 to 456 and encodes 93 amino acids. The record is from RefSeq and is a predicted model, not a curated record.